Molecule: messenger RNA, 2034 nt
Organism: Symbiodinium pilosum
Lineage: Eukaryota; Dinophyceae; Suessiales; Symbiodiniaceae
Source: the annotation of a GenBank genome assembly
AUGCCGACCGGUUUAGAGGAGUUUUGCUUCGAACCGGUUGGAGAAGAGAAGACAUCAAAGUGGAACCAAGUGGGGCCGAAGAAGGGCUCCUACAUACAGAUUGACACAUAUCAGAAUGUGGGUCAGGGUUUUGGGGAUUACGACAAAAGCAGGAGUGGGGACUUCCACAAAGUGCGUGAGGGCUCCGGUGCUUACAAGCAAAUCCAGACGUACCAGCACGUUGGAGCCGGCCUUGGCAACUAUGACAAGGAAGAUGUGACUUCCUACUCAGGCUGGAAGCUCAAAAAAGGGUGCCUGAUCGUGCUGGUCAUUCUCGUGGUUCUCCUUGUGAGUGCUGUGGCCUAUUUGCUUAUGCAUAAAGACCCCAAUGCAGCAUUUCACCAAGGAGAAAUUGCCCACAGCCAUGCGCUUUUAGACCAUGAUUGCAAUGCAGGCUACGCCACAUGGCAAAGUAGCUGGAGUGACUCCAAAAAAGCUUUCUGUUGCAGCAGCAUUGGGGUGGCGUGCAGCCAAACUUCAUAUGACUGUGAUGCCGGCUAUGAUCAGUGGCAGAGCCUCUGGUCUUCAGAGAAAAAGGAUUAUUGUUGCGAUCGUACUGGCCGCGGCUGUUCCAAAGCAUAUGCUGAAGACCCUUACGAUUGCCAAGUAGGGCUUGACAACUGGCAGUCAACUUGGAGCCAGGGAAAGCAGCUUUGGUGUUGUAGCACACAUCAGCUUGGCUGUCCACAGUACAGCCUCAGUUUCGAUUGCGAGGCAGACUUCGCUAGCUGGAGAACAGCAUGGUCUUGGUCACAGAAGCAUUGGUGCUGCGUUCACGAGAAGAAAGGCUGUGACGAGCCUGCGCAAUGGGACUGCCAGGCGGGCCUUUCAAGGUGGAGGUCGGGUUGGUCACAUGCCAAGAAAACUUGGUGUUGUCGGCAUGAACAUGUAGGCUGCCUAUCGACUGUCGAGCCCUUCGACUGUCACGCAGGCUUGUCAAACUGGCAGCAUGGCUGGUCAGAAAGGAAGAAGCGGUACUGCUGUGUCUCCCACUCGCUCGGCUGCGUUACCACGACUCCCACGACUCUGCCCUUUGACUGUAUGGCCGGAUAUGGGAACUGGCAGCAUGGCUGGUCUGACGCAAAGAAGGCCUGGUGCUGUCAAGAGGCACACAGGGGGUGCAUGCAAAGCACUUCGCACCCGACAACCAGCGCGCCUCCAAGCACUCCUGCACCUGCAUCCUGCCACUCCUCUUGCAUUGUUGGAGGCCACGGCAGUUCAUGUGCGGAGCGGAUAACGCACACAGCUAUGCACGAGUAUGCGCACGAGGAAGGGGCUUGCAGGAAGGCCUAUAGCAAGGUGUUGGCCUUGUGUGAUGUUUGCCACGCAUGCGGCUUCGAAGAAGCACAGUGCAGGCAGCUCCCUGUUGAAAAGCCAGCCCCGUUCGAUUGCCGGGCAGGUCUCGGAAAUUUGGAUUCUGGAUGGUCCCAGAAAAAGAAAGAUUGGUGCUGCACCCAUCAGCAUUUAGGUUGUCCGGUGUCAUUUGAUUGUGAUGCCGGACUCGCAAACUUCUACGCCGCAUGGUCUGCGAGGAAGAAGAACUGGUGCUGUCGGAAGGAGGGCAAAGGUUGCCUGGGCCCUCAUGCGCCGCAUCUUCCAGCUGGAAAUGGCUUUCUGUGGAAGCGAGCCCAGGUGCACGGCUAUUGGACUUGGAUCCGGUCUCCAGCACAUGUGCAUCAUGAUCACCCUUCUGAUCAGUACAACUGCCAAGCCGGUUUUCACAACUUUGUCCAUGCAUGGUCCGACGUCAAGCAGCAUUGGUGUUGCCAUCACCGCGGGAUUUCCUGUACAGGCCCAAACCCACCAGCUGUGCACCUCCGCUCCGGCAGCACCUGGGUGCAUGUGAAGAUCGAGGGUGUGUGGACUUGGAGGCAAGUACCCCGGGACCAGAACAACCCCCAUGUUGUGGAUUGCAGCACGGGCCUUGAUCAAGCUGCAAAUUGGGCACCAAGCAGAAAGAAAUAUUGCUGCACGCACGAAGGCAAAGCAUGCUAG